AUGGAUGUUGGAGGCGGCGCCUUGGUGAGGCUUGAGGCGACAACAAUAGUCGUUAUGGACGAUGUUGUCAAUAAAGUAGGCUUGGGCAGUGGCGACGCCAAAGGAGGGGAAGCUAGGCAGUGGGAGACAUCGAAGGAGGAGAGGUCAGCGCCAACUGGGGCAAUGCCAGUGACGCGCUGCGAAAGCCAGACAACACUAGGGGUAUGCUAG
This is a messenger RNA of Ilex paraguariensis (yerba mate), 210 nucleotides long. The record is from the annotation of a GenBank genome assembly. Lineage: Eukaryota; Viridiplantae; Streptophyta; Magnoliopsida; Aquifoliales; Aquifoliaceae.